Messenger RNA from Zingiber officinale, 669 nucleotides. RefSeq lists its product as uncharacterized. NCBI's taxonomy places the organism in Eukaryota, Viridiplantae, Streptophyta, Magnoliopsida, Zingiberales, Zingiberaceae. The transcript is spliced from 4 exons. The record is from RefSeq and is a predicted model, not a curated record. The coding region runs from base 91 to 510 and encodes 139 amino acids.
UCUUGCUCCCUCUCAACAGGCAAGCCUUCUCGCCUGCCGAUUUCUUUGUUAUUGCUUCUCACCAUUGCCGCGAUUUCUUCUCCCCUUUUCAUGAUACUCCAUGGCGUCCCUAGCUUCUCUGCCGCGAUUUUUCUCUCCUGUGCAUCUUGCUCGCCGAGUCGCCGAGGAUCUCCUGCUCCCUCUCAACAGAACAAAUUUGAAUAUGAAAAGACGAACUUGGUGAUGGCGGAGGUAGAGCGACUUGCCAUGAGAGCUAUUCGAGAAGGAAGGUGUAAGAUGAGGAGGCAUUGGAAACAACUCGGGGGAUUUGGAAAUAAAGAUUCACCAAAAAGGAAGUCGUACAAGGGAUUAAGCCAAGAUGAUUGGGAUUUUCUUUGUAAUUAUUUUGGCAAAAAAAACAAAUGGAAAUAUAUGAAAAGAAUACUAAUAAUCAGUUUAAUAGGCCACUUGAAGGUGCACAUGGAUCGAAAACUUUGGUUCAACAUUAUCACACAGCUGUUGAUCCUGUGACGAGAGAGCUUCCCAGUGUGAUUGACACAUUCGAGAAAUUUUUUCAUAAAGGAGGACAAUGGAAGAAUGAUUGGACUGCACAAAAACAUGUAAGUAUUUAAUACAUUCGAGUUGAAGCUAUAUUUAGAUAUCCUCUCUGAUUAUUAUUAUUACUUAGUG